AGGGUUGCAUGGAAUCUCCUAAAUGGAGAUUCUCUGUAUCUCAGGCAGAUUCUGUUAUGGAAUUGUCAAAACUGUCAGACAUGACAAAGCUCCACCAGGCUGUAGCGGUGGGGGACUGUAAUUCAGUGAAGAAGAUUUUGAAGAAAGGUCUCUGUGACCCAAACUACAAGGACGUGGACUGGAAUGACAGGACACCACUUCACUGGGCAGCAAUCAGGGGGCAAAUGGAGGUGAUACACCUCCUGUUACAGUAUGGAGCCAGACCCUGCUUGGUGACUGAUGUGGGCUGGACCGCAGCUCACUUUGCUGCUGAGUCUGGCCAUCUGAAUGUACUCAAAACUCUCCAUGCACUGCACACUGCCAUUGAUGCUGCUGACUUCUUUGGAGAUACACCCAAGAGGAUUGCACAGAUCUACGGGCAGAAAGCCUGUGUGGACUUCCUGGAGAGGGCAGAACUGGAAUGCCGGGACCACCGCCAGAGAGGACUGCUGCUUGAUGAGCGGGACCCAGAUUGGGACCUCAAGAAAAGGGAGCUAGAGCUGUCCCUUCCUGCCCCGGAUCGAAACACCAAUAAAAAGACCAAGAAAAUCCGAGGCUCAUUCGGGCUCCGCCAUUCCAAGGCUUGGAGGGUAUGAGAAGGCUGUGCCUCAGGACACAGACCCAAGCGGACCUAGGACCUAGCCUGAAGCCAGAGGGGUUGUUAGUCUUUCUUGUCUUCACAGGAUUUGACUCAACCACCUUUACCCAUGCUUCUACUGAAAAUCACAGCAAACCAUUCAGUUGGAAAGUCUUGCUACAGUAUUCUCUAUCAGAGCCAGAAUCUCUUUGCCCAAACCUGAAAGCUUGUAAACCCAGACGCUUGACCUCGAGGGGACAUGACAGCCUAGCCAACAGUUUGUUUUCAGUGACUUGCAGUAUCAGUAUGCCCGCCUCUCACCCACCAACACACAUCUUUACAGAAUGUCCCAAAGUAAAAAGCAAAACAAAAACUAAAAACUUCCCAAUAUGAUUGAUUCAAUCUAGGAAUAUUUUUUUUUCUUUUCUUGUGGGAGCCCACUCUCCUAGCAUUGACAAUUUUACCCAUCAUCAUUUCCACCUAGGAGCAAUGGUUUGGGCAAUGUACAGCUCAGUGAGAGACAACUGGAAAGCCUGGCAUGAUGGGAAUCUGUCUCCCCUAACCUAGCACCAGCAGAAAAUGAUGGAACGUGGACUUGUUGGUCUAGUUUUUUAAUUAUAGAUUUUGCAAGAUCUACAAUUAGAUCAGAUAUUUCCAAGAAAAGGAUAGCAUCUAUUGAAGUUUUGAAGACAGUAUAAGAAAAAGUGAAAUGCCUUGGUAGCUACUUUUAAUAUUGAUUUGCUGACAUAUCAGAUGUGUUAAUGCUAAGUAAAACAUACUAUGAAAACUAA
Molecule: messenger RNA, 1407 nt
Organism: Phodopus roborovskii (desert hamster)
Lineage: Eukaryota; Metazoa; Chordata; Mammalia; Rodentia; Cricetidae
Gene: Ankrd66
Product: ankyrin repeat domain 66
Exons: 3
Coding region: 9-635 (208 amino acids)
Molecular function (GO): protein binding
Source: RefSeq, a predicted model, not a curated record